Molecule: messenger RNA, 1167 nt
Organism: Sordaria macrospora k-hell
Lineage: Eukaryota; Fungi; Ascomycota; Sordariomycetes; Sordariales; Sordariaceae
Molecular function (GO): hydrolase activity
Source: RefSeq, a predicted model, not a curated record
AUGGCCGAUCCAGAAGUAGCAACCAAAUCUCCAGAGAGCGACGCACUCGAGGACAUUCCCGUCGCCGAGCCUACAGAGCAUACUACUGUACCUUAUAAUACAGUCGAUUCGUCUUUGACCUCUGCUGCCGCGCCAGCUCCGGCUUUGUGCGAUAACUGUACCUCAGACAGACCUACUCCUGCUGGACAAAAAUCAACGGGUGAGAUCAUCAAGCUCAAUGAUAUUGAUGUAUACGUCUCGAAACCGGCCGACUACCCUCACACUCCAUCCAAGCUCCUCCUCCUCCUGACUGGCGGCACCGGCCUUCAUAGCGUCAACAAUCAGAUCCAAGCCGACAGGUUUGCCCAAGAUGGCGGCUUCGUCGUGGUUAUGCCCGAUCUUUUCGAAGGUGACCCAGCGCCCAACUCGACAACUGCACUAAGCCCUGAAGAGCUCCCUACCACUGACGCAGGCACGGGCUCGACUGCCACGACAUCAUCGUUUCUCGACAUCUUCAAGAUCAAAGCCGCCGAAACAGCCAAGAGUUUCCUCAUCGACAUGUGGCUGGCCCGGCACACCGAAGACAAGAUCAUGCCCAUUCUGAAGAAGGUCUUGGACGGGGUGCGCGAUGAGUUUGCCGAUGCGGUAGCCUACGGCGACGGAAUUUAUGCGGCCGGAUACUGCAUCGGCGGUCGAUAUGUUCUCCUGCUGGCGCGCCAGGAGACUCCUGCUCCUCGGAAGGCCUCGAUCAGUGAAAGGUUGAGCGGAAUUACGCUUCCAUGGCAACAUAAGCCUGCUGUUCCUGCUCCUGUUCCUACCGAUUUGGGCAGCAGUGGGGAAAACAACCAGAGCGGUGAUGAUCUCGAAGCGAACAAACAGAAUAAAACGUCGGGUCCGUGGAUCAAAGCGGGAGCGAUCGCGCAUGCGACGCUGGUGUCCAAGGACGAUUUCAAGGGUCUGAAGGCCCCCAUCAGUAUGGUCUCGGUGGAGAAUGACCCCGUCUUCCCGAAUGAGGUGCGCAUCGCGGGCGAGGAUUACAUGAGCGAGAACAAUGUCGAACAUGAGGUACAGGUAUAUCCCGGUGUGCCACAUGGUUUUGCCGUUGUGGGAGAGUAUGAGGAUGCUCAUAUCAAGGAGGCGCAAGCUACCGCUUUUGAGCAGAUGCUACAUUGGCUUGCAGAUCAUUAA